Molecule: messenger RNA, 1002 nt
Organism: Carlito syrichta (Philippine tarsier)
Lineage: Eukaryota; Metazoa; Chordata; Mammalia; Primates; Tarsiidae
Product: zinc finger protein Aiolos-like
Exons: 7
Coding region: 1-1002 (333 amino acids)
Biological process (GO): regulation of transcription by RNA polymerase II
Molecular function (GO): DNA-binding transcription factor activity; RNA polymerase II cis-regulatory region sequence-specific DNA binding
Source: RefSeq, a predicted model, not a curated record
AUGUGGGGCCUACCAGGGAGGGUCAUCGCCUGUGCAAAGAUGCAGCUCUUUGUCAGGCUGGUUUUCAUCGCUGCCUUUGCCAAAAAAGCUGUCUCCAGCGCUCUGAGGCCGGGGGAGGAUCCCCGGUGGCUAGAUAUACAACCAAAUGUGGAACUGAAAAGGACUCAGGAGCAGUCUGUGCCCACAGAAAGCCCAGCUGUUUUGAAUGACUACAAUUUAACCAAACCUCAUGAAAUAGAAAAUGUGGACAGUGCAGAAGGCCCAGCCAAUGAAGAUGAAGACAUAGGAGAUGAUUCGAUGAAAGUGAAAGAUGAAUACAGUGAAAGAGACGAGAAUGUUUUAAAGCCAGAGUCCAUGGGAAAUGCAGAAGAGCCUGAAAUCCCUUACAGCUAUUCAAGAGACUAUAAUGAGUAUGAAAACAUUAAGUUGGAGAGACAUGUUGUCUCGUAUGACAGUGGCAGGCCAGCCAGUGGAAAGAUGAACUGUGAUGUGUGUGGAUUAUCCUGCAUUAGCUUCAAUGUCUUAAUGGUUCAUAAGCGGAGCCAUACUGGUGAACGCCCAUUCCAGUGUAAUCAGUGUGGGGCAUCUUUUACUCAGAAAGGUAACCUCCUCCGCCACAUUAAACUGCACACAGGGGAAAAACCUUUUAAGUGUCACCUCUGCAACUAUGCGUGCCAGAGAAGAGAUGCGCUCACAGGGCAUCUUAGGACACAUUCUGUUGAGAAACCCUACAAAUGUGAGUUUUGUGGAAGGAGUUACAAGCAGAGAAGUUCCCUUGAAGAGCACAAGGAGCGCUGCCGUACAUUUCUUCAGAGCACUGACCUGGGGGACACCGCAAGUGCGGAGGCAAGACACAUCAAAGCAGAGAUGGGAAGUGAAAGAGCUCUCGUUCUGGACAGAUUAGCAAGCAAUGUGGCAAAACGGAAAAGCUCAAUGCCUCAGAAAUUCAUUGGUAAGAAUACAAACCUUUUUCCUGCUGUUGUUAGCAGACAGUUUGAAUGA